Messenger RNA from Tarenaya hassleriana, 966 nucleotides. Its product is annotated as methyl-CpG-binding domain-containing protein 4-like. The transcript has 2 exons. Lineage: Eukaryota; Viridiplantae; Streptophyta; Magnoliopsida; Brassicales; Cleomaceae. Gene Ontology annotation, molecular function: DNA binding; zinc ion binding. The coding region runs from base 282 to 803 and encodes 173 amino acids. The record is from RefSeq and is a predicted model, not a curated record.
GUGCAAAGGCAGCGAACCUUUUUUAAAAAAUUUAUUCCGGCUGUCUUUUUCUCUCGACCCUUACUCUCGCCACUGUCCAAGCACAUAUCGAUGCUUGCGUUAGUUAGAUCUAGAUUGGGAUGUGCUCAGAUCUUUUGCCGGAGCUAACAACAUGGCGGGGGGAAGAAAAAUAAUCGAUAAACCGGUCGGAUUCUAGGUUUUUGAUCACUGGGUACUUGGGGCACAGAUGCGAGCGUCGUUAGUUUAUUUGUCUGGGACUGUAGUACGAGUCUUUAACCAGAAUGUGGCUUUGUUUUGAGCAAAAAUCUCAUAAUCAGGGGAGAUCAAUCGAUAAGUAUGCUGCACAAUGUGGAAAGUGCCUCAAGUGGAGGGUGAUCAAUACGCAGGAAGAGUAUGAGGAGAUCAGAAGUAGACAACAAGAGGACCCGUUUGUAUGCGAGAAAAAACAGGGAGCAUCCUGUCAAGAACCAGCUGACAUUAACUAUGAUUCCUCCCGGACAUGGGCCAUUGACAAGCCUGGCUUACCCAAAACCCCUAGAGGUUUCAAGAGGAGCUUAGUUCUUAGGAAGGAUUAUUCCAAGAUGGAUGCUUACUACAUAACUCCUACCGGGAAAAAGUUAAGGACUCGCAAUGAAAUCGCUGCUUUUCUGGAGGCCAACCCAGUUUACAAGGAUUCACCUCUUGGAGACUUCAAUUUUACUGUUCCAAAAGUGAUGGAAGACACUCUUCCUCCUGGCAUUAUUAAAGGCGGCUCUCCUAGUGGCAUGUCUAGUAAGAGUUCCAAGCCAUCUAAGGAUAAUUAGUCAGCCAGUAUUAUAUCUCGAAGAGGAUGACCCUUGUGCCAAAUCUUCCAACCCCUUUUCUUGUGAACCUAUGACUUUUCAAGCUUUUUGGUCAUUAUUGAUCUGCUGACUGCCUAUAGAAACUAUACAAUGGCUGGUUUGAGCAUAUGGUGAUGUUUCAAUC